GAGUUUUUCAGAAGCUUUUACAGCGUACUAUUUCCUACAGAGUCGUCUCCUUUACGACGACUGUAAAGCAUCCCGAUAGAAGACAGCCAGCUAGCUGCCUUGUCAGAUACGUGGCUUCAGCUCCCCCUGCUAGCACUUACGUAACCUUCAUCCAAGUGAAGCGUUUCAGCUCAAGAUGGCUCCUAAUUUCUUUCUCCUAGACGGCCAGCUCGGUGUUGCAUCCGUCUUAGCCCUUCUUCUUCCCCUGUUCCUUACUUACGUCCUGCUGCUGAGAAGAUGGAAGCACAAGGGUUCAGUUCAGCGGCGUCCUCCGGGGCCGUGGCAGCUCCCGAUCAUCGGCAACCUGCACCAAUUGGGUGCCCUUCCUCAUCGCUCCCUCCACCUCCUAUCUCAGAAACACGGCCCCCUCAUGUUCCUGAAGCUCGGCCAGCUCCCCACCUACGUCGUUUCGUCGGCGACGGUGGCGAGAGAGAUCUUGAAGACCCAUGAUCCCGUAUUCGCCAGCAGGCCACGGCUUGCUGCCUUUGGUGUUUUUGGCUUUGGAUUCUCGGACGUUACCUUUCAACCAUAUACUGAGGCGUGGCGCCACUCGAGGAGGCUAUUCGUCGGGAACUUCUCGGGCCCGAAGAAAGCACAGUCAUUCCAGUCCGUGAGAGAUGAGGAAGUAGGCCUUCUGGUUGACGCCAUCUCUCGUUCCACUGGCCCUGUUAAUCUGAGCCACUUGGUUCAUUCUCUUAAUAAUAACAUAAUCUGUAGGAUUGCUCUUGGGAAGAAAUUUAAUGAGUAUGGGCAGAAGGGCAGGUUUUAUGACACUUUCAAAGCGGCCAGGGAAUUGCUUGGAGGGUUUAGCCUGGGUGAUGUCUUCCCAUCCAUCAAGUGGGUGGAUUGGCUCACUGGGCGGCAGCUCAAGCUCAGAAAGAGCUUCCAUGGAUUGGAUAGUUUUCUUGAUGAAGCGCUCGGAGUUCACACUGAUCCACAGAGGCGGUCCGAAGAAAAAGACUUCGUUGAUGUGUUGCUUGAAGCUCAAAAGGAUGAAGGCCAGGAGAUCCCUCUUACCACAAACCGCAUCAAAGGAUUACUCUUUAACGUAGUCCUCGGUGGAUCUGAUACAUCAUCCGCUCCCGUGGUGUGGGCAAUGGCUGAGCUGAUGAGGAGACCUCAGGUGAUGAAGCGAGUUCAAGAUGAACUGCGACAUAAGAUCAAAGGAAAAGACAAGGUGGAAGGGAGUGACCUUGAGCAGCUUGAGCUUCUUAAGUUAGUGGUGAAGGAGACGCUAAGGCUGCAUCCAUCACUACCAAUGUUGGUUCCUCGAAUCUCUAUGGGAGAGUGUAGUAUCGAUGGCUAUACCAUCCCAGACAAAGCAGUCGUCAUUGUAAAUGCAUGGACAAUAGGGAGAGACCCCAAUUCAUGGGAGAACCCUGGAGAGUUUCAGCCUGAGAGAUUCAUGAACAGUUCGAUUGACUACAAGGGCCAAGACUUCGAGUUUAUACCGUUCAGCUCAGGAAGAAGGAUGUGUCCUGGUCUCUAUAUGGCACUGGCAGUUAUUGAGCUCGCACUGGCUAAUCUGCUGUAUUGCUUCGAUUGGAGUUUCCCGAGUGGGCUAAGUGCUAAUGACAUGGACAUGAGCGAGUCUCCUGGUAUAAUUGUGCAUAAGAAAUGUGAGUUGGUUCUCAUUGCGCAUCCCUACGCAGCAUCCAAAUGAAUCAAAUUGUGUUUCUCCUUGUUGCCCCAGCCUUUUGCAUGCCGGCACUUUGAAGAAGACGGUGAAAUGAACCAAGAUUGCUGUCAGAAGCCUCCUAAUCGGCAAAGCCAUCGGAUAAGGGGAUCUUGCUCAGGUUAUGUUAUUAAUAUAUUUACGAACCAUGUGACGAUGUUUUGAAAGAGAAAGUUGCAAUCUUCUGUUUGUUUUAUUGGAUGUACUGUGUAAUGGAAGUGAAUUGCAAAUCUAAGCACGGCAUUAAUGAUGGAUGGUGCUAAUUGCAAUCUUUUGUUUCUUCCAUGGAUGUGCUGUGGAGUAGAAGUGUAUGAAAAUCUAAGCACC
This is a messenger RNA of Nymphaea colorata (pocket water lily), 2041 nucleotides long. RefSeq names its product cytochrome P450 71A9-like. The coding region runs from base 176 to 1702 and encodes 508 amino acids. The transcript is spliced from 2 exons. Lineage: Eukaryota; Viridiplantae; Streptophyta; Magnoliopsida; Nymphaeales; Nymphaeaceae. Gene Ontology annotation, molecular function: iron ion binding; heme binding; monooxygenase activity. The record is from RefSeq and is a predicted model, not a curated record.